This is a messenger RNA of Serpula lacrymans var. lacrymans S7.9, 492 nucleotides long. RefSeq lists its product as uncharacterized. The transcript has 3 exons. The coding region runs from base 1 to 492 and encodes 163 amino acids. Lineage: Eukaryota; Fungi; Basidiomycota; Agaricomycetes; Boletales; Serpulaceae. The record is from RefSeq and is a predicted model, not a curated record.
AUGGUCCAGGUCACACCUCAUACACACAGCGGGACUAUAACGCGCUUUGCCUUCCAUGCCUAUAUCCAACUUGUACACGAUGGCUCCAAAAUUGUUCCGGAACCUUGUCCCCCUGCUGAGCCCCCACCUCUUCCGGCUCCCACAUCACGAUCACAUUCUCAAUUCUCUCCACAGCCUGGCUCUCCGCUCCCCGUGGAUGGGGACCAACACUCAGACCCAGAACACCCAGAAGUGGAGGUUCCCCAACGCGGCUCUCCACUGCCAAUGGAUGUGGAUGAAAGCUCAGAUGGCCUCGAAGCCGAGUUCACUGAUGCGAGUGAGCAUUUCUAUCGUACAUACCACCUGUAUCUUAAUGGACAACCAUGCACAGCUGAUGGUGUGAUUCUCCCACCUGAUAGCCCACCAUUCCCAGCACCUGAAAAAUCCCCAGAUGACUGGACUCCGUACCGCAAUAGGAUUGAAUUUGAGCUUGCUGAACUGCUAUUCAAAUGA